AUGUCCGAGUCACCGAAGUCCGAGAAAUACAUGUGCCUGACCAGGUUCAGCACCCCGGUUCCUGAAUUGGAUGAUCAUCGAUUUCAAUUGGAUGCGCCACGCUUGGAAGCCACCCCCGAUGUGCCACUGAGUCGGCAAAAUACCGUCCCGCAGGCUUUCAAUCCCGAGACGCCUCAGCGUCCAGACCUGCUUAACAUCGAGGAUGCGCUUCGGGAAGCUGGCUCUCUAUCGCGUGAUUUCGAAACCGCGGUAGUGGAUGAUGAUCGAUCAGACAAGGAUUUCAAUGCUAUGGGACGUCGCUUUUCAGUUGAUCCUACGGGGAACAUCCGCCACGGCCGUACCUAUAGUCGCACGCACCAGGAAAUUCCGAACUUGUCGCGCGAGUCAUCUGUGUCUGCUCGGUCGACGUCCCCGCCCAAUUCGGUCGAAGCAUUCGCAGACCCGCGUCGCAGAGAGCGUGCGAAUACUUUGGAAAGCCAUGCAGCCCCAGACUUGGAAGCUAUUCUCCAGCGCACGGUAUCUGGUGGCACACAUCCUCGCCGUCCAACUUUCAGCAAUGCGAGUGUGGUCAGGCCGCAGCCUGGAGAUUUAACAUUGGAGCCCACCGAUGAUGGCUGCCUGCCGACUUUUGAACAACCGGGCAGAAUUCCAGUGAUUGACUACGAGGAACUGGAGGAGUUCGUUGCUCUCAAUCAAAAGGCGAAACCUUCUGCAAACCGACGCAAGCACAGCGUCAGCUCUCAAAGUCAGAAGCCGCGGGUCUUUUAUGACCUUCGUCCGGGUGCUCAGAAGUCCGAGAAGGACGCGGAGAAACGUUCGUCAAGCAUUGAGCGUUCGUCAGAAGACAUUUUGGAGUCGACUUUGGAGAAGGAAGACAAUAAGAACUUUACCGAAGUUGUAAACGAAAAGGAACUGUUGGCGACCCUGAAGAACACGAACGAGCCUACUCGCUUCGGAUUCUUCUCGUCGGAGGCACAGAGUACCGUGCAUGCUGCCGAGCUGGGUGAUCUGGUUUUGCCGGGAGACACCUUCCGAGAUCUUUUCCAAUUGGGCCCGGACGGAGGUGUCUGGUGGCUUGAUGUCCUAAACCCCACUGAGGAUGAGGUGGGAGCUUUGUCCAGAGCUUUCUCUAUUCAUCCUUUGACAACAGAGGAUAUCUUGACCCAGGAAGCGCGUGAGAAAGUCGAGCUCUUCAAGCAGUAUUACUUUGUCUGUUUCCGGACAUUCUACCAGGUGGACAAGGCGGACGAGCGUUUCAUGGAGCCAGUCAACUUUUAUAUGGUCGUAUUUCGUGAUGGGGUGCUCUCGUUCUCUUUCACCGAAAACCCUCAUGCCGCUAACGUCCGGAGGAGAAUUGGAAAGCUCCGUGACUAUGUAUCGCUGAGUAGCGAUUGGAUCUGUUACGCCAUGAUCGACGAUAUCGUUGAUAGUUUUGGGCCCGUCAUUCGGGAGAUUGAGGUCGAGUCCGAGGCCAUCGAAGAUCUCGUGUUCAUCGCGCGUAUGGAUGACUUCGAGUCAUUCUUGCCGCGCAUCGGUGGUCUGCGCAAGAAAGUCAUGAGUUUGAUGCGCCUGCUAGGAGGGAAGGCGGACGUUAUCCGGGGCUUCUCCAAGCGCUGCAACGAGCAGUACUCGGUGACACCGCGUGGCGACAUCGGUCUCUACCUGGGUGACAUUCAGGAUCACGUCGUAACCAUGAUGUCCAACCUGGCGCAUUUUGAGAAGAUGCUUAGCCGAUCGCAUACCAACUAUCUCGCGCAGCUGAACGUGACUAACUUGAUGCUGGGCAAUCACGUCAACAAAGUUCUGAGCAAGGUGACGCUCAUUGCCACCAUGCUGGUCCCUAUGAACCUGAUCUGCGGUCUCUUCGGAAUGAACGUCCGCGUCCCUGGGCAAGAUGCGGCAGGACUUGGCUGGUUCUUUGGGAUUCUUGGGGUUAUUGCAGCUAUUGUAAUUCUCAGCGGAGUAGUGGCUCGCUGCUACAAGCUCGUGUGA
Molecule: messenger RNA, 1992 nt
Organism: Aspergillus costaricaensis CBS 115574
Lineage: Eukaryota; Fungi; Ascomycota; Eurotiomycetes; Eurotiales; Aspergillaceae
Product: magnesium transporter CorA family protein
Exons: 2
Coding region: 1-1992 (663 amino acids)
Biological process (GO): magnesium ion transmembrane transport; intracellular magnesium ion homeostasis
Cellular component (GO): plasma membrane
Molecular function (GO): magnesium ion transmembrane transporter activity
Source: RefSeq, a predicted model, not a curated record